AUGGAUGAGAAAGUUACUGAAUGGUUGAAGGUGUUGUCUAGGGGACCAAAUGAUGUUGUUAGAAGGUAUUCUGGUUAUGUUAUUAAUGGAUACAGGUUUCAUACAACAAAUCGUGAAGCAAGGCUUAAAACACAAAAUAGUGGUGUGACAUUAGAAGCGGUGACUCAAGUUCUUAGAAAUGCGAAGGAUGAAAAUCCCAAAAAGAUUUGUGUGACUUACUAUGGGGCAAUAAAAGAUAUUAUAGAGUUAGAUUAUUAUGGUCAUGAAAAAUAUGUAUUGUUCAAAUGUGAUUGGUUUGUGGAUGAAAAGGAUAAAUAUGGAUCGCCGUUGGUUUACUUUAACAAAAAAUGCUACAAAAAUGAUCCAUUUGUGUUGACAUCUCAAGUUCAACAAUGCUUCUUUAUUGAAGAUCCUUUAAACAAAAACAAACACUAUGUUCUAAAUGCACUUCCAAGGGAAUCAUUUGACAUGGGAGAAUCUUUAAGUACAGAUGUCCAAGAAUAUGAUAUUUCAACAAAUCUUAAUACGUUAAGGGAUGAUUGUGAAGUGGAUUUGGUUAGGAAAGAUUUGCCGGAUGAUAUCUUUGAAAUUCCUUUGUCAGAACUUCACAACCAAAAAGCAAUAGAGAGUGAUCACAGUGACACGAGUUAUGGAAGUGACGAUGAAACCGAUUAUGAUUCUAGUACUGAUUAG
This is a messenger RNA of Vicia faba (fava bean), 693 nucleotides long. The record is from the annotation of a GenBank genome assembly. Lineage: Eukaryota; Viridiplantae; Streptophyta; Magnoliopsida; Fabales; Fabaceae.